This is a messenger RNA of Mangifera indica (mango), 837 nucleotides long. RefSeq lists its product as uncharacterized. NCBI's taxonomy places the organism in Eukaryota, Viridiplantae, Streptophyta, Magnoliopsida, Sapindales, Anacardiaceae. The transcript is spliced from 4 exons. The record is from RefSeq and is a predicted model, not a curated record. The coding region runs from base 1 to 837 and encodes 278 amino acids.
AUGACUAUUGUUGCAUAUUGUGAUAUAGCCUUAAUUUUUCUAUGUUGUAGGGGUGUGGCAUUAGGCUUGGCUACAGUAGCUUGGUUGAGUACCGAUGGCAGGAAUGUGCCUGCUGCUGGCCAAAGGCUACCAUCGCCUUCGAAGGAGGAGAAGAAAGACCCUAAUGUGAGUGGUGUUCAAGCAAAAGUACUGGCUCGCAAGAAGUGGAAGGAGGGCAUGAAACAAGCUGUUGCCAAACUAGGAGAGAAAGGACAGGUUCUAAAUAAGCUUGAAAAAGAAAAUGAUAAACAUGCCUGUGAAGGAGAUUAUAGGAGAGAUGAUGUUUGGUUUGCAACACUCAGAAGGUCUUGCAGUCACAUGACUUGGAGUGAUCAUGGUGCUAUUUGCCUUGAGGGGCUUGGCCUUCAAGUCGUAGAGAAUGUAGAAGAAGCUGAGUUUAUUUUGCCCCAUGGUACUAGAGCUUUGGGGCUCCCUUCGGGAGAGGCACGUCCUACUAGUCUUGAUGGUCUUGAAAAAAUAUUGGAGCUUUGUGCAGCUAAGAAAAUUUCAAUGAUUGUAGCCAAUCCAGAUUAUGUGACUGUCGAGAUAAUAUAUAAAUCAGCGAUGAACAUGGUCGGUGUUGACGCUAAAGACUCUAUUGCUGUGGACGAUUGCCUUCAGCAUGAUAUUAUGGGAGCCAAUGCAGCUGGAAUCCAGUCAGUAUUUACUACUGGAGGAAUCCAUGCAAAUGAACUUGGACUAAGCAGUUUCGAAGAAGUUGCAGAUUUAUCUUCUGUCCAAACUCUUUCAUCAAAAUAUGAUGCACAUCCAUCAUAUGUGUUACCAGCGUUCAUAUGA